AUGUACACUACCCAAAACGCUGGGAUGGGGAGUGCAGUUGUUCACGAGGAUGGUUUGUGCGGGAAGCGUAAAGGUCCGACCGAGGACCUGGAGAAGGAGAACGCCGAUUAUGGCGGCCCAAACCGUCACACCGUCUUUGGGAUGCGGCGGCGGACUAGCCGACGGGACAACACUCAAAUAAGGUACCAAGAAAUACGUCAAGGGCGGAAACAGCAGGAAGAGACGCCAGCUGCCAACCGUGCCGAGACGCGUCGAGAGCCAGGGGUAAACGCCGACUUGGAGGCAGAGUCCAAUCACGCCGAGGAUAGCCAUUGCCAGUCCCACCUGCGGAGGGCGGAGGCCGAGUCCCCCGGUGAAGAUGAAGGGUAA
Chaetomium globosum CBS 148.51 is the source of this 369-nucleotide messenger RNA. RefSeq lists its product as uncharacterized. Bases 1 to 369 code for a protein of 122 amino acids. The transcript has a single exon. The record is from RefSeq and is a predicted model, not a curated record. NCBI's taxonomy places the organism in Eukaryota, Fungi, Ascomycota, Sordariomycetes, Sordariales, Chaetomiaceae.